AUGCCGGAAGACUCAGAACGUGUCGAAGAGCACGUCCCCUCGCCGCUGGUGGUCGAGGAGAAGGAGAAGAGUGACACCAAGCAGAUGUCUUCGUGGAAGGAACCAUCCAUCAAAGAAGUUCCUCUACCGGCAUACACAGACAAUGAAGCUCUUUCGACUGAAAAGAUCGGCCCCUUGGAAGACGCGGAGGAGAUCGUUACUCAUGUCAUUCAUGUGGACGAUGACCCGUCCCUCAGUCCCUGGACCUUUCGCAUGUUCUUCAUUGGCAUCGGUCUCUCGGCCUUUGGUGCUGUUCUCCAAGAGAUCAUGUACUUCAAGCCUCAGGUUGUCUUUGUCUCAGUCAUGUUCUUGACAGUCCUGGCCCAAGCCAUGGGUACUUUCAUGGCAGCCUUCCUCCCAAAAGGCGGUGCUAUCGGCCGGUUUCUCAACCCUUUCCCGUGGAACCGUAAGGAGCAUACCGCAGCGGUCCUGAUGGCUUCGGCUGCCUCAGUUUCUGCACUGUCGACAGAGGCGCUGUCUGUACAAAAGCUCUGGUAUGGGGGUUAUCCCAACCAGGUCGCCGGAAUUUUCAUCACCUUAUCCUCCCAGCUCCUUGGGUACGGUGUUGCCGGCAUGAUGCGAGGCGUUUUGGUGUAUCCCACUUCGAUGCUGUGGCCUGCAAAUCUGCCCAUCACGUCUGUCAUGGAAACUCUGCAUAAGCCCAAGGCAGAGACGAGGAAGCGAUUCAAAGUCUUUUGGAUUGUUUUCGCGGCGAUCUUCUGUUGGGAGUGGUUCCCUGAGUACAUAUUCCCCCUCCUGUCGGCAGUCUCAAUCUUCUGUCUUGCAGAUCAGAAUAAUGCCGUCUUCACCAAUCUGUUUGGUGGUUCUCAGGGUAACGAAGGCAUGGGCUUCCUUUCCGUGUGCUUUGACUGGAAUUACAUUGCUGGAUUUGGAUCGCCUUUGUGGAUGCCUUUGCAGACCCUCACCAACAGUUUCAUUGGUUACCUGGGAUGCGUCCUUCUCUCAAUGGCCCUCUAUUACGGCAACAUCUGGCGGGCUCAAGAUUUCCCCUUUAUGUCUCAGCUUCUCUACGACGGCAGCUCCAACUCUACCAAUUACGUUCCGUACAACGAGACGGCCAUCAUGAAUGCAGAUUUCACGGUCAACAAUACCAUGGUCGACCAAAUGGGCACGCCAUAUUUGACCGCGACCUACGUCAAUUAUCUCAUUGUGUCCAACGCAGGUAUGACUGCCACCAUUAUACACAUGUUGCUUUGGAACUACAAAGAGGUGAAGCAAGGCUGGGCUUGGAUGACUAUGGCCAACAUGAAGAUGCUUCUGCGGCCUUCAACAUACAUGUUCUGGCAUCAAUCUGGCAGCCGGACUGAGGAAGAGAAGGAGAAAAUUCGCCAGGACCCUUCCAUCGAUCCUCACUACAAGCUGAUGCUUGACUACGACGAAGUUCCCUCCACGUGGUACUUCUGUAUUUUCGCAGUCAGCUGGAUUGUCGCGCUCGUCUGCUUGUAUGUCAUGAAGUCCACCCUCCCAUGGUGGGGCUUUGUGAUUGCCACCCUCUUCCUCUUCGUAUUCAUGGUCUUCUUUGGAGCACAAAAUGGUAUCACCGGUUUCGGUUACAAUUUGCAGUCAAUCUUCCAAAUGUUGGCUGGGUACAUGUUCCCUGGUCGUCCGCUAGCAAAUAUGUACUUCACCACCUAUACAUACAACGGCCUGUCGCAAGGCUUCCUACUCGCAAGAGAUCUGAAGCUUGCUCAACAGAACAAGCUGUCUCCCAAAGCCACAUUCACCACUCAAGUAAUUGGCUGUGUGAUGGGCGCCCUUCUCAACUACGUGAUGAUGAUCAGCAUCGUCCAAAACCAAGCCCCCAUUCUCGAGUCCGCCGAGGGUACCAACAUCUGGUCCGGCGCCCAGAUUCAACAAUUCAACACUCUCGCCAUUGCCUGGUCCAUCGCACCCAGAAUGUUCUCCUUUGGCGCUAUUUACGAAUGGGUGACAGCCGCCUUCUUGAUCGGGUUCCUUAUGCCGCUGCCCUUCUACAUCAUGCACCGAUUCUUCCCUCGACAGAAGAUUUGGCCGUACUUCAACACCGCCAUCAUCAUCUGGUACUGCGGAGAGCUUUUCGUUGGUUUGAACGCCUCCAUUACCAGCUACUACAUCAUCGGCUACUUUGGUCAAUUCUACCUGCGACGCUACCGUCCCCAAUGGUUCGUCAAGUGGAACUACCUGAUCUCUGCUGCACUGGAUGGCGGUACCCAGGUCAUGGUCUUCUUGGCGACAUUCGCUGUCUUUGGAGGCUCUGGAAAGGCGGUGCCGUUCCCCACGUGGGCUGGAAAUCUGGCAAACAACUUUGACCGAUGCAAGUACAAUGCCAAUGGGUAG
This is a messenger RNA of Penicillium diatomitis, 2376 nucleotides long. RefSeq names its product OPT family oligopeptide transporter. NCBI's taxonomy places the organism in Eukaryota, Fungi, Ascomycota, Eurotiomycetes, Eurotiales, Aspergillaceae. Bases 1 to 2376 code for a protein of 791 amino acids. The record is from RefSeq and is a predicted model, not a curated record. Gene Ontology annotation, biological process: transmembrane transport. The transcript is spliced from 5 exons. Gene Ontology annotation, molecular function: oligopeptide transmembrane transporter activity.